AUGGCUAGACGUACGUGGGCCGAGGGCUUGACGGAACGUUGCGAGUUAAUUCAUAAGGAUAUACAAGAGCGUAAUGAGCGGACGGAUAUUAUAAAUCGCGCUAUCAGUGUAGCUCUUGAGAACCUGAAGACUCAUGUGGGAACCUUGGAACAUCGGUUCACGGAAGCACAGACGUGGGCGAAUGAUCUUUUGAAGGAACAACACGUAGCGCUUGAUGGAUGGGAACGAACCUUUGCGACAUUGGGAAACAUCCCAGCUCGAAAGGACUUCCCCUUCCUAGGACGCCCGUCAACCCCAACAAAGGGCUCGGAUAACUCAACUGGAACGCUACGUGAUUAUUUAGACACAGAUGAAGUGCAUAGAGCUGGGUCAGAGGCAGUGGAUGUAUCCUCGCGCUUUGCUCGACAGGUUGAAGAUGUGGAGAAGGCUGUUGGCGGGAUUGCUGCUGACACUCAGCACUUGGUGGAUGCUGCGGUCCCUGCAGGCGUGGAUGGUGUUGAGGGCCUAUUACAGGAAGUGGAAACAAUAUCUAGGAAGAUACAAUCCGACUAUGAACAUGUUUUGGCUCUGCCCAAUAAUCAGAAAACGCUGGCCAACAUUUCUAGACUUGCGCUGAGCCAUACCAAGGACCUCCUACCAUCGCUAUUGGAAGUUAGUGCCGAGAUUCAGACCAAUUUGGAGGAAGCCGCUAGGCAAUAUAAUGCCGCAGUGAAAGCUGCUUUCAAUCACAUGCGACAGAUAUCUUUGAUUGAGUCACGCCUUGCCGAUGUGCAGUCUCAAAUAAACAAUUUGAAUUUCCAAAGCGAUGCAUUCGAUGUCCUCUACACGGUUUUCCACAUGCCGUUUGUUUAUGGGUCUAUCUUGAUUGAGUCUGUUCGACGUCGUGAGUUCAGUGACAAGAUGAAGAGCGACUCCCUAACUUUAGCGGAAGAGAUGUCUGUAUUUCAGGAUGAAGAGCAACGCCGGAGGAAAAAAUGGAUCAAGAACAUGGGUGAUUUCGUUUCUAUGUCCGACACAACUACACCAGGGAUCGAAGUCAAUCUACGAGGCCAGGAGUAUGAGUGGCCCGUAGUCAGUAGAAAGGAGAUCGAAGCGUACAUUGAGGAGCUGAAGACUAAACCUGGUAUGGCCAGUCCAGUCCAAGAGCUGACACAACUCUAUAAAGAGUUAGAUGCUCCUACCCGCCUACAACGCCGCAGGGCAAAGGCCUUCAAGCAAGGCAGUGUCUUUGACCUUAGCCGAAGCUCUCUUUUACUUCGCAGCGAUGACAUGGUCCGGAGCUUGAGGGACGAAAAGUCUAAAUUAGAAGAAAAAGUUAAAGGCUCUGAAAGCCGUAUUCGGAAGCUCGAAGACCUGCUACAUCGCCAGAGCCAUAUGGGGAGGCCGGCUAGUGGAAAUUUCUCAAUCGACUUUCCUAGCUCUCCAGCAUCGCCUCAUCCUGAUACGCUUUCAAGAAGGUCUUCUGUUUCAUCAAGACGGAUGUCCUCGAACCAAUCUUCAGAAGAGAAGGCGCUAGUGCAGCGAAUUGUUCACCUAGAAGCCGAGUUGGCAGCAGAACGAGAGACAGUUCAAAAGCUGCAAAAGGACGCGCACGCGGAGCGCCAAUCCAACACUGACAAAAUACAAGAAGUGCAGUCCACGAAGAAUGACUUGAUAGGAAAUCUUGAAGCCCGGCAGCGGGAGUUUGAUGAUGAACGGAGGUUCCUCGAAGGUGAGAUGAAAAAGUGUAGGAUACGGGCUGAAGAGCUCGAGGAGGAGUUGGAUAGAAUAAUGGAGAGCCGAGAGCAUGAGAAACAGGACGCCGAUGAGCGGAUCCACCAGCUUGAGCUAGAACUACAAGAUGCUCAUGCUCGUGCUGAAGAAGAGAUACAGAAGGCGACCGACCUAACUGCAUACACGCAGACCCUUAAAGAUGCGGAAGAGAGUCUCCGUAUUCGGAUCGAAGAACUUGAGAAGCAAGAAUCCGAAAGAAGAGAGCGUGAGCGAGAAAGCAAUCAGGCCCUACAAGCUGCUUUCAUGAACCUAUCACCCGGGGGCUCAGUUCCAGUGGACACCCCUAGCAUCGUCAAAGCUAUCGAAGUACUUUCUGAAGGGCUGUCAAUUCAUGCUAAGAAUGCAGAAGAAAGUUCUGCCAAAGCUGUAGCCGAAAGUAAGGAGCUUGGAGAACGCCUAAGCCAGCUUGAGUCGGAAGCCGAGGAGUUAAGAAAGACUUCAGAAAUGCGCGCUUCAGAACUGUCCCUAGUAAAAGAGGAACUUGCACAGGAGAAAACGAGAUUGGAAAAUGUUGCAUCUGACUUGGAUGAUGAACGCUCCAAAUUUAUUGCCCUGCAGUCUAAGUUGGCCUCCGGUGAGACAGGGUCCGACGCUCUUCAAGAACGCGUCAUAGAGGAAGAACGAAAACUGGCGGACCUUUCCCAGAGAUUAAACGAAGUAGAGGCUCAGGCUCGAAAGGCCGAGGGUGAGGUCCUUGUUUGGAAGGAGAGGGUGGAAGCCAUGGCUGAAACAGAGCAGCACGCUGCUGGUAGAGUUGAGACUUGCGGGACUAGAUCUCAAGAGCUUUCAAAGCAGCUAUUCAGACAAGUUGAAAAGGUGGAGCAUAUGCUGGAGCAAUUAGGUUUCACCGUCGUCCGGCAAAAUGGAGAUAUUGUUGUCCAAAGGUCUUCUAAGGUUACUGCCCUCUCAAGUACUGCAGAAUCCCUCAGCCAGUCUGGAGUGGUAUCGGUACGGCCAGACCCGACCCUUCUUGACUGGAUGCACGCCGAUACCUCCCAAGAGGAAACCGACAGGUUUAUGGCUUUCAUGGAAUCACUAUAUCAGUUCGAUGUUGAUAUAUUCAGCGAUGCUAUUGUCAAGCGCGUUAAGGACAUUGAGGUACUUGCUCGCAAAUGGCAGAAGGAGGCGAGGGGAUACAGAGAUAAAUACCAUCGGACUCAGAGUGAAGCUCAUGAUAAGAUUGCCUACCGGUCCUUCAAGGAAGGGGAUCUCGCCUUGUUUUUGCCAACGAGAAACCAGGCCAUCCGAUCAUGGGCUGCUUUCAAUGUCGGGGCACCGCACUACUUCUUGCGCGAGCAAGAUGUUCACAAACUCCAUACUCGGGAUUGGCUGCUUGCUCGGAUCACGAAGAUUGAAGAAAGAGUCGUGGAUCUUUCGAAAUCCAUGAAUGGUGCUAAUCCAGAUCGUCGGUCAAUCGGAGAGGCUAGUGAUGGCACUUCCUUCGAUGAUGAGAAUCCUUUUGAAUUGUCUGAUGGCCUUCGCUGGUACCUUCUAGAUGCCAUGGAGGAAAAGCCCGGCGCACCAGCCACGCCAGGUUUAGGCAAAAGUACUGUUGCGCCAGCACAUGUAGACGCGCGGGGCAGUAUCCGAUUGAAACGCACGAGUGCCGGAGGCAAUGUUGCCCGAACUUUAAGCAAGAGCCUGGAUAGUCGACGUAACAGUUCUAAUUCUAAGAAAGGUCCAGCAACACCGUCACAACGUGGCAACGAUUCAACAACUGAUCUUGCCCGACAAGCUGACGCCGACUCGACAACUGCAACUGCAGGCUCACAGCCACGGGAGGCAGCCCCUACUUCAGAAGAGGUUCGCCGCGACCAGCUCCAGGGCCCGUGA
Molecule: messenger RNA, 3606 nt
Organism: Aspergillus oryzae RIB40
Lineage: Eukaryota; Fungi; Ascomycota; Eurotiomycetes; Eurotiales; Aspergillaceae
Gene: atg11
Product: autophagy protein ATG11
Exons: 1
Coding region: 1-3606 (1201 amino acids)
Biological process (GO): autophagy of mitochondrion; positive regulation of protein phosphorylation; autophagosome assembly
Cellular component (GO): extrinsic component of membrane; phagophore assembly site membrane; Atg1/ULK1 kinase complex
Molecular function (GO): protein kinase binding; molecular adaptor activity
Source: RefSeq, a predicted model, not a curated record